This is a messenger RNA of Pseudogymnoascus destructans, 3592 nucleotides long. RefSeq lists its product as uncharacterized. The record is from RefSeq and is a predicted model, not a curated record. NCBI's taxonomy places the organism in Eukaryota, Fungi, Ascomycota, Leotiomycetes, Thelebolales, Thelebolaceae. The transcript has 3 exons. Gene Ontology annotation, biological process: protein sumoylation. Gene Ontology annotation, molecular function: SUMO ligase activity; zinc ion binding. The coding region runs from base 437 to 3592 and encodes 1051 amino acids.
CUUCCAACCCUUCCAACCCUUCCAGUCCAUUGUCCCCAUCCCCUUCUGUUUUCUGUUGGUUUACAUAGUCCCCCUGCUCCCUAAGCGCCGUUCCCGUCCAAUUAUUGAUGCUACAGUGCAUGUUGCCUGUUGAAAUGUGUUGGAGUGUGUUGGAGUGUGUUGGAGUGUGGGACCCCUAAUUUUAGACCACCCACCCUGUUUGCGGAAAUCGAAGAACAAACAGACCCAACAACUUCCUUUGUUCUUCACCACCCAAACUCGGGAUUCCAUUGUCUUCCCCUGUUUGUCCUGGGCCUCCUCGGGGCGAGGAUUCGGGAUAUAAUAUAUAUAUUCGUUAUAUAUUCUUUCUUUCUCCAUUUACGAUUCUAGUACGGAGUAGAACCCAUUGAAUGAACCACCCUACUCCCUACACCGCCCAGACAACAGCUCCCACAAAAUGCGGAAACGAUCAGAUAAAGAUAAGACCGCCCACGCUGGCCCCGGGACCGUGCAGCAGAUCGCAUCCACCAACUCGACUGUGAACCUCUUCCUCGGCGACAGUCAGGUCAGGUCCUGGAUGAACGGCACAGCAGCAGCUGCAGCGCCUUCGAGUACGAUUUCACGCGCCAAGCGAACGUCGGUCCUGGCUGCGAGGGGGAGUGACAAUAGUAGACCGAUUUCGACGAGUACUGUACUUCCGUCGCCGGCGCCUAGCGAUGAACCUAGCCCUGCUGGGGAAACGGACUCGAGUCGCGUCGUUCAAAAGGAGAAGGUUGGGAUGGCUGCGCAGCGGCCGCUGGUGACGAGCCCGGAGUCGAGUGCACAUGUUGAGCUACAAGCUGUAAGGAGGCCUGGGACACAGCAAUCGUCUAUAGUGAUUCAGCAAGGGGAUAUAGAUGCUGGGGUACAGGCUGUGCGGAGCCCUUUGAUGCAACAAAGGAAUACAAGCAACGAACCACAGGCAGUGCGGAGUCCCUCGACUCAGCAGCCACCGAUGGUCCAACAAAGGAAUACAAACAACGAGCCGCAUAACCCCUGGACCAGGCAAGCGGUGUUGAAUGGCUAUACGCCGCAGGCGCCAGCUCCUCCAGCGAAGAGGCGCAAGAUGACAUCCGCGAACCACCCAAGCCUGAAAACUAUGCUGCCGCUUAUCGAGCAGCAUCUCAAUUUGCAUGGAGGGAUGCAGAAUCUCGCGAGGAAUAUCGAGCGGCAAAGGUUUUACAUGCUUCAGAAGGCGUGUGAGAGCGACGACUACUUUUAUUUUGCGCUCCAUCAAAUCUUUUGCCUUUACUCUCUUGACCCUGAUACGGCGACGACGCUCACAAUGCCUCAACGGGGGGGGUCUGUUCUCGAGGCGGCAUUUCAAAUUAUCGGCCAACUUAUCAUGCCUAACACCGCCAUCUCUCUGGUCCACACGAAAUUCUUCUCGGUUUUCCCAAACCAGCUGUCGGAGCUUAUGUACAGAUCGGACCAAUACCGCCUAACAGUAAACAACGUGGCGAUAUUCCUAGCCAGGCUAUCGAUAGAAUGGUCAAAAUAUGUCCCGGAAUGCGUUCAUAGAGGAUACCCACCUCUGGUGGACGAGCUCGUGAAUCGAUUCGGGCUUCUUUCCCCCAUCCUUCAGCACAUUAUUUUCACCGCGGCUCGACGGAAUAUGGGGAUCCCCGACGAUGAAUACAGUGCCCAGAUGGAGAAACUAUUCAGCCACGACCAAGAGCUCCAUCGUCAGAUGGCGGCAAGGGUCAACACCGCAUAUCCGCCAACGGAAAGGGAGAUCAACGAACGCAACCAAUGGCAAGCCAAUCAAUAUAAAGCUGUUCGAGACGCGCAGCUCCACCGGAUAGGACAGAUUCGUCCAGGGGAACCGGCGCACAUGGGACCGAAUGCGGCACGUCCCUUGCAACAGCCAAACUUGCCGGAACGCGAACAGUCUCCAAGCAACAUCCCACCCGCAACGCAAGCAGGGCAGCCGGCCCCUAUUCGAACUACUAUCAUGCCAUCGGAGGUACUAACUGCCUCGCCGCGGUCUACCACAGUACCGUCUCCUCACCACUACCCUUGGCAAUCCCAGACAUCUCAGGGAUACCCCAUCACACCAAACCAGCAAAAUAUGCCGAGUCAAGCGCAAACUAUGCAGCAGCCAUAUCAGCCUAAUCAAGUGCAGAGUAUCCAGCAUAGGCAAGGCCCGGUGAAUGAUAUUGUGCGGACUGCCUCUCGGAAUGCUUCCCGAAAUGCUCCAUUAGUACAAUUUCCUGGGGCGGCUGGUAGUGCUGCUUCUUCUCCUGUACUAACGAACCAGCCUCGCCGUGUCUCGUCGUCCACAUACAAUAUGACGAUUCCAACCAUUGCUGCUAUGCCCGCUGGAUACAGUUCGCUACAGCCACAACCACAGCCACAGCCACAGCAGAAGGUCAAUAGGGUACAAUUAAUACCGCCCCAAGGCUACACUCCGCCGUAUCAGUUUCCACAACCUGAUCGCAGCGCCCUUCAUCAAGCCCAUCUCCGCAGUCCAGUCCUAAAACCCAUCGAUGCCGAUGAAGGGCUGGCAGCAAACGAGACAGCUCAUAGGUAUUACCAAGCCGUCCAAAGCUUUGCUGUCAAGCCAACUACUCUGUUAGAUUCUCCCUUGCUCACCGAGUUAUCAUUCGCCGUUCCUAAACGCGUAUUCGCCAACAUAGCCGAGGACAAAAUAUCCGAUCUAUCGGCGCCUAUGCUUCGAGAAGUGCGACAGGGUAGUCUCCAGUACCGAGUUUGCUGCAGCAGGAUGAAUAAAGACGCCCAGAUGGAGCCGUCGGAUUUUGUUGUCGCGGAUACGAACUGGCCGCCUACUAUAUUCAUGGAGAUGAACGACUCGGUCAUCGAAAUCCGGCGUAAGAGCCACUAUGGCAAAGAUCGACCCGUGGACAUCACACCCCACGUUCUUGAGCGUGGUGCGACGAAGAAAAAUACGCUGCGAGUUUCGGUACCUAGGCCGCCGAAGACCAACAAUGAUAUCCUCUACUCCAUUGCUAUCGAAGUGAUCGAAGUCUUCCGCCACCAGCAGAUCGUAGACAUGUGUUUGCAAGAACAGCGGGUAACCGCCAAAGAAAUGAUCGAAGACAUCCGAGCCAAACUAUCCAACAGCAACAUCGACGAAGACGACGACGUCGCCCUAGUCUCCGCCAACCUCACCAUCGACCUCGCCGACCCCUUCACCUCCCGCAUCUUCACCAUCCCCGUCCGCGGCGUCCGCUGCCGCCACCGCGAGUGCUUCGACCUCGAAACCUUCCUCAUCUCGCGCAGCACCAAGCCCCAGGAGGUCGCCUGCCUGCCCGAUGUGUGGAAGUGCCCGCUGUGCGGCGGCGACGCGAGUCCGCGUGCUCUCCGCGUCGACGACUUUUUAGUGUCGGUCAGGGAGAAGCUCGAGAGGGAUGGGGAGCUCGAUGUUAAGGCGAUCUUGGUCACGGAGGAUGGGGCGUGGACGGUGAAACCGGAGGCGCUGCCUGCGGAGAGGAGGAAGUCGAAGGGGGGGGCAGGGAGUGUGCCGCGUGAUGAGAGUGAGCGUAGCUCCCCAGCAUCGCAAUCGAGGCAGGGGAGUCGGGCGGUGGAGGUCAUCGAGGUGGAUGACGAUUGA